Messenger RNA from Centropristis striata (black sea bass), 494 nucleotides. It is a transcript of the gene atp5pf, whose product is annotated as ATP synthase peripheral stalk subunit F6. The record is from RefSeq and is a predicted model, not a curated record. Gene Ontology annotation, molecular function: proton transmembrane transporter activity. Lineage: Eukaryota; Metazoa; Chordata; Actinopteri; Perciformes; Serranidae. Gene Ontology annotation, biological process: proton motive force-driven ATP synthesis.
AUGUCCGUGAACGCCUCAUUUCCACCACCUAACUCCCACAAUCCACCGCGGUCCUCCACAUUUGGAUAUUGUAGAAGUGUCAAACCCAAGAUGGCUCUGCACCGGCUAUUCCAGCUGUCCUCCGUGCUGCGCUCCGCCGUCAGCCUGACCCUGCGCAGGAACAUCGGCCUCUCUGCGGUGCUCUUCAACCGGGCCAAGGAGCUCGACCCGAUCCAGAAGCUGUUCCUGGACAAGAUCCGGGACUACAACACCAAGAGCAAGUCUUCAGGUGGCAUCGUGGAAGCAGGACCUGCCUACCAGAAGAACCUCAGUGAGGAGGUCACCAAGCUGGAGAGGCUGUAUGGUGGAGGAGACCUCACCAAGUUCCCUGACUUCAAAUUCUCAGAUCCCAAGUUUGAUGAAUCGACAAAGUGAACAGUUUCCAUGUUGUAUUGUAUCUCCUACAUGUCACAAAAAUGUUGUAUUUAAUAAAAAGAUAGUGGUUUGAACCAUUA